Molecule: messenger RNA, 1627 nt
Organism: Urocitellus parryii (Arctic ground squirrel)
Lineage: Eukaryota; Metazoa; Chordata; Mammalia; Rodentia; Sciuridae
Gene: Tulp2
Product: TUB like protein 2
Biological process (GO): protein localization to cilium
Cellular component (GO): cilium
Source: RefSeq, a predicted model, not a curated record
ACCAGGAGGGCAGGAACUAAGGCAGGGCUUAGUGAGAAUCCCCCUCACUCUCAUCCCUUUUUCUUACCCUGCCUACUUCCCAGAGACUCAGAGAAUGUCUCGGGAGAAUGACACUUGGAAAAAAGAGACCCUGGGGGAUGAACUUGCUGCUCUACGGCUUCAGAAGCUGGAACAGCAGUGGCAACUGUUUGAGAAGAAGCAACGACGGAAACGCCAGGAGCCCCUCAUGGUUCAGGCCAAUCCUGAUGCUUCCAUGAGGCACCGGCGACUGCGGUGGCGAGAGGAGCACUUCCUGAGUGACACCGGCAUUGGGAACCCUUUUCUCCAAGAGAAUAUGCCAGAGGCCCAUCUGCGUUUGAGUGCUCACAGUGCCCCAGUUACCAGGAACUGUGGUGGAGAUGGCGUUGGCGAGCACAGGCCCCUGGUGUCACUGGCAGAAGCAGACAGUUCCGAUCCAGAGCUGGAGGAAGUCUUCGUGGAAGAUUUUCCUGAAUCCCUUCCAUCCUAUAGAGAAAGGCUUCUGGGAACUUGUCGCAGGGGUUGGCUAGCCCCACGACAGCCUGGGGCCAGUUCAGAAGACCAGAGUGAACUCCAGGAUGUCCAAGAUGAAUAUGGGGCACCCAAUCUGGCACAAACCCCUGGAAUGGAUGGUGACGGGGGACAUGGAGGCUUGGCAUUCUUCAAGGGAGAAGACCUGGAAGAAGAGCAAGAGGAGUUGGAGUCUGCAGGGGCGAGCUCCGCAGCUGCCGCCAAGGAGGUGUCCGCGGUCCCGGAAAGCGUGAGCUGUACAGCCAGCUGCUUCGUGGAGGGCGGGGCUGGCUUGCUACCCCGUACCCCUGGCCUUCUGCUGGGAGAAGACUUGGAGACCUACGUCCUGCGGCCAGCGCAGCGGGGCCACAUGGUGCAAUGCUGCAUCAGCCGCGACAAGCAUGGCGCCGACAAGGGCUUGUUCCCCAUUUACUUCCUCUACCUGGAGGCAGAGAACGGCCGGAAGCACUUCCUCCUGGCUGGGCGAAAAAGAAAAAGGAGCAAAACUUCUAAUUAUCUAAUUUCCCUGGACCCUGAAGAUCUGUCUCGGGAUGGGGACAGCUUUGUUGGCAAAGUCAGAUCUAAUGUAUUGGGCACCAAGUUCAUCAUCUUUGACAAUGGGACAAGUCCUGACCGGAAGCAUUUGGUAUCAAACACUGACCGGCUCAGAGAGGAGCUGGGAGUUGUAUAUUACGAGACUAAUGUUUUGGGAUUCCGAGGGCCUCGGAAAAUGACUGUGAUCAUCCCAGGAACCGACAGCCAGGGCAAAAGAAUCAGCAUCCAGCCACAAAAAGAACAAGAGUCGCUAAUGAAUCGCCUCCAACGGGGGUCCGGCCAGGGGCUGGUCCUGCUGCAAAACAAAACCCCAUCCUGGAGCGACGAGAGCGGCGCCUACGUGCUCAAUUUCCACGGUCGAGUCACUCGGGCUUCUGUCAAGAACUUCCAGAUCGUGCACCCUGAAGACCCGGACUACCUGGUUCUUCAAUUUGGCCGCGUGGCCCCAGAUAUGUUCACUAUGGACUUCAGGUUCCCGCUUUGUCCGCUCCAAGCCUUCGCUAUCUGCUUGUCCAGUUUCGAUGGGAAGCUGGCAUGUGAGUAA